Aspergillus ruber CBS 135680 is the source of this 1340-nucleotide messenger RNA. RefSeq names its product multifunctional nuclease RAD27 (gene fen1). Gene Ontology annotation, cellular component: cytoplasm; nucleus. Gene Ontology annotation, molecular function: 5'-flap endonuclease activity; 5'-3' exonuclease activity. Lineage: Eukaryota; Fungi; Ascomycota; Eurotiomycetes; Eurotiales; Aspergillaceae. The transcript is spliced from 5 exons. The record is from RefSeq and is a predicted model, not a curated record. Bases 37 to 1227 code for a protein of 396 amino acids.
CCUGGCGAUAGCUAAAGAAGAUAGAACAGAGCGACCAUGGGUAUUAAACAGCUCUACCAAGUGAUCGCAGAAAAUGCGCCCGAUGCGAUCAAGACGGGCGAUAUCAAGCAGCAGUUCGGCCGUAAGGUCGCAAUUGACGCAUCAAUGAGUAUCUACAGUUUCAUGAUCGCCGUACGCUCCGAAGGCCAGCAACUUAUGAGUGACACCGGCGAGACGACAUCACAUCUGAUGGGCAUGUUCUACCGCACAUUACGCAUGGUGGACAACGGUAUCAAGCCCCUAUACGUGUUCGAUGGCGCACCACCGAAGCUCAAGUCGGGUGAAUUGGCCAAGCGUUCUGCACGAAAGUCAGAGGCUACUGAGGCCCAUGAGGAGGCCAAGGAGACCGGUACUGCGGAGGAUGUGGAAAAGUUUUCGCGCCGGACGGUCAGGGUGACAAGGGAGCAUAAUGCGGAGUGCAAAAAGCUUAUGAAGCUCAUGGGUGUUCCGUAUAUUGAUGCGCCAACGGAAGCUGAAGCUCAGUGUGCGGCACUCGCACGAGCCGGCAAGGUUUACGCGGCUGCUUCGGAGGAUAUGGACACAUUAUGCUUCGAGACGCCGAUUCUUCUGAGGCAUUUGACGUUUGCUGAGCAGCGGAAGGAGCCGAUUCAAGAGAUUCACUUGAAUCGUGCGCUCGAAGGACUUGGUAUGGACCGCAACCAGGUAUGCACGUGCUCUCUUUUUGUGAUCCUCUGGCACGAUUACCUGGAACCCAUUCCCAAAGUCGGCCCCAACACCGCGUUGAAACUGAUUCGCGAGCAUGGUAGCCUGGAGAAGGUAGUUGAACACAUGGAAAGCGACCCCAAGAAAAAAUUCGUAAUUCCCGAAGACUGGCGGUACCAAGACGCGCGAGAAUUAUUCAUCAAGCCAGACGUCCGCGAUGCGGACCACCCAGACUGCGAUUUCAAAUGGGAAGCUCCCGAUGUGGAGGGACUCAUCGACUUCCUGGUGAAGGACAAGGGAUUCAACGAGGAUCGUGUGCGCAACGGUGCAGCGCGUCUGCAGAAGAAUCUCAAAUCAGCACAGCAGUCGCGGUUAGAAGGGUUUUUUAAGCCGGUGGCACGAACGGACGAGGAGAAGGCGAGUCUGAAGCGCAAGAAUGAGGAGAAGAUUCAGGAUCAGAAGAAGCGCAAAAAGGAUGAGGCCAAGGCUAAGAAGGAGGCUAAGGCGAAACCUCGUGCUUCUUAAUCUAGUUGAGGCUAUGAUGUAUGAUAAUUGUUCCUUGAUGACGUUUGGCUAUGCAAUACUACUUCUGGUAUAAAAUUCUCGGAAUACACAUACUUUAACAGCGAGAAAGCAAU